Neogale vison (American mink) is the source of this 526-nucleotide messenger RNA. Its product is annotated as 40S ribosomal protein S24-like. Bases 1 to 411 code for a protein of 136 amino acids. Gene Ontology annotation, biological process: translation. Gene Ontology annotation, molecular function: structural constituent of ribosome. Gene Ontology annotation, cellular component: ribosome. The record is from RefSeq and is a predicted model, not a curated record. Lineage: Eukaryota; Metazoa; Chordata; Mammalia; Carnivora; Mustelidae. The transcript has a single exon.
AUGAACGAUACAGUAACUAUCUGGACCAGGAAGUUCAUGACCAAUCGACUAAUUCAGCGUAAACAAAUGGACAUCAGUAUGGACAUCAAUAAUGAUGUCCUUCAUCCUGGAAAGGCAACAGUACCUAACACAGAAAUUCGGGAAAAACUAGCCAAAAUGUACAAGACCACACCAGAUGUCAUAUUUGUAUUUGGAUUCAGAACCCAUUUUGGUGGUGGCAAGACAACUGGCUUUGGCAUGAUUUAUGAUUCCUUGGAUUAUGCAAAGAAAAAUGAACCCAAACAUAGACUUGCAAGACAUGGUCUGUAUGAGAAGAAAAAGACCUCAAGAAAACAGCAAAAAGAAUGCAAGAACAGAGUGAAGAAAUUCAGGGGGACUACAAAAGCCAAUGUUGGUGCUGGCAAAAAGUGAGCUGGAGACUGGACAACAGAAGGAAUAAAGAUACUGCAGUGGCUUUAUCUGUGGUGAUUGUGCAGAUUUUUCAUGAGAGGAUUAAUAAACUAAGAAUGUUAAUGUGAAAAAAAAA